GUGGACCAGAAAAAGGAGUCGCGAUCGGGUGGUGGACACCAACGCAACCACAGGACGCCCUCCUCUUCGCACAGAAGCGCAUCCAAUAUCUCAGGGAACGUCUCAUCGCCGCAAAGACCGCCCGAUUUUCCCCUCAGAAUCCUAGUGCUUAGCGAUAUGGUGGGCGCCAUAAUCGGUCGCUCGGGCGGUACCAUCAGACAGAUAACACAGCAGACGAGGGCCCGGGUGGACGUACACCGCAAAGACAAUGCCGGCGCUCUCGAGAAGGUGAUCACAAUCUACGGAAACCCGGAGAACUGUUCGGAGGCCUGUCUCAAGAUUCUGGAAGUGAUGCAAACGGAGGCCAAUAACACGAAUCGCGGAGAGAUUCCGCUCAAGAUUCUGGCCCACAAUAACCUCAUCGGCCGUAUCAUCGGAAAGAGUGGUAAUACCAUUAAAAGGAUCAUGGAGCAAACGGAUACCAAGAUUACUGUGUCCAGCAGUAUACACGACGCCAAUAGUUUCAAUUUGGAGCGCAUUAUCACAAUCAAGGGAUCGCUGGAAAACAUUUGCAGAGCCGAGUCGAUGAUCAGCCAACGACUGCGCCAGUCGUACGAGUCGGACCUCCAGGUGAUCGCCCCGCAGGCCGUCAUGUUUCCCGGACUGCACCCCAUGGCCAUGAUGUCGACGCUGGGCCCACAGCCCAACUACCCAUUAGCCGGGCCUUCGGGUCGCGGUGGGGCUGGCGGUCCCAACGCCCACCCGUUUGGCAUCUAUAAUACGUCCGCAUACGGUGUGCCUCCGUUGCUGUACUCGCCAGCCGGUGGAGGGCCCGGCUCUGGGCUCCACCCAUCGGCCGCCGCUACGCUCACUGCCGGCUUCCAAGCCAUUCAAGGGGGCGACCAGACCAAGGAGACGGUGUUCCUCUACAUACCCAACUCGGCGGUCGGCGCCAUCAUUGGCACGGGAGGCACCACUAUAAGGGAUAUGAUCAGCUCGUCCGGUGCUAACAUUAAGGUGGCUCAGCCGAGCAAAGAGGAGAGCGCCGCACUCGCAGCCUCUGGCGAGCGAACGCCUCACGAGAGAAGGGUUACAAUCGUUGGUAACCCGGAGUCCCAAUGGAAGGCCCAGUUCAUGAUAUACCGCAAAGUGUCGGUCGAGGGGUUUGUCGCCUCAUCGCCCGACGCCCUCUCACAGGAGCCGAGGCUGAAGGUGGAGAUAAUGAUACCCUCGUCACAAGUGGGCCGUAUCAUCGGGAAGGGCGGCCAAGUAGUGCGCGAUAUGCAGCGCAAUACCAGAGCCACAAUCAAACUUCCAGAGGAGAGCUCCGGCGGUGGUGGCGAUGGUCUGCCGCCCGAAGAAACCCCUGUCCACAUAAUCGGCGACUUUCUCAGUACGCAAGCGGCUCAGCGACAGAUCCGAGCGCUCGUCAGCCGAACAACAGUGCCUUCAACGGUAGGAAAGCCUACGAAAUCAUCGCGCGAUAGCGGCGGUAGUCGAGCGCAACAGCCGGCGCCCACUGCCACUACACCACAGCCGCGUACGUCGCCGACGCCGGCCGCCAACCAUCACCACCAACAGCCGUCGUCGCCGGUGGGCGAGGCGUCUGAGUCGCCGGCGCCGCCGACCGACGAAUCAAAGCCACGCGAAUCAUCCGAAUCGCCACCACUUCCUCCUGAGUCUCAAUCUCCAGAAUUACAGCAACAAUAACACCACCCGUAAGACUAAGACAAACGUAUUAGUAAACGCAUAGAAU
Oppiella nova is the source of this 1735-nucleotide messenger RNA. Lineage: Eukaryota; Metazoa; Arthropoda; Arachnida; Sarcoptiformes; Oppiidae. The record is from the annotation of a GenBank genome assembly.